Messenger RNA from Trichogramma pretiosum, 2765 nucleotides. RefSeq names its product forkhead box protein E1-like. Bases 839 to 2674 code for a protein of 611 amino acids. Gene Ontology annotation, molecular function: RNA polymerase II cis-regulatory region sequence-specific DNA binding; DNA-binding transcription factor activity, RNA polymerase II-specific. NCBI's taxonomy places the organism in Eukaryota, Metazoa, Arthropoda, Insecta, Hymenoptera, Trichogrammatidae. The record is from RefSeq and is a predicted model, not a curated record. Gene Ontology annotation, biological process: anatomical structure morphogenesis; regulation of transcription by RNA polymerase II; cell differentiation. The transcript is spliced from 10 exons.
CGAGCGAGGACUCCGGGAGUCGACUCGUAUAUACACGAGCGAGCGAUCGAACUGAGCCGGCAGCACAUUUCUGCAUGUCUCUCAAACACAUUGCGUAGCUUGACUCGAGCGUAUCGGCGCGGCUACUACUAUAUACCAAAUCGACGACGAGACAAAAGUGUCGUGUGCGCGAGCGCGUGCCACUGCGCACCGGAUGCCAAACGUCUUCUUCGGGAACGAAAGCUCGGUAGCUCCUGAUCCCGUCUAUCAAUCGCUCGAUCUGUCAGUGUUGUGUUCGAAUAAAAAACAUAACGGAAUCUAAGAUAUUCCCAGUGGAUUACAGUAAACUGCAGUGGUUGCGACACUUUGUUCGCUUCUUUUUUUGGAGCACUCGAGCUCAGUGUGAAUCGAGCCUCGAUGUUUCGUUCCUUUUGCGUGCACGAUUAGGAGGGAAUCGCAUCGCCGAGUGCCCAUUAUUCAUCGACCAGUGCAAAACUUUAACUCGUACGCCUCUGCAAGCUCGCUCAGCUCCGAUCGGAAUAAACAUAAUAUAAAAGCUAGAAAAAUUCCAAUGGAGCUUAAAUGUAUUCAAAAUUUCAAUGAUCCCACCAGAAUCAAUUAAAAUUUUAACAAAGAAAAACUCGAUUGAAACGAGCGAGAGCAAGCGUCAGUCCUGGUCUAAAGCUUACAAGCUCCACGCAGUUUAUACGAGUCGACCGACGGCGGCUCGUGACAGCUCGCGAGAAAAGUGGCUUUCUCGGCCACUGCCGCUCUCUUCGAGAACUUGGUAGCAGCCGAGCAGCUGCACCAACAGCAACAGCAGCAGCAGCAUCAGCAGCAGCAGUACCUGAACUCUUACAUGAGCAGUCGGCACGCCUGUGCUAAUGACAGCUACUUCGACGAAUCACUGUCAACAACGGCGGCCACAGUAGCGUCGACGACGACGGCGGCGACAUCCUUGGCGGCGACGGUAGCAUCUCUGGACGGGACCAGGAUGGUCUCUCACGUCAUACCCGUUAGCUCUGGAGUUGGCUCAUCCUUCGGCACCACGAUGAACUUGCACAACGACCUCUAUCAUCAUUACGAUUUGCAGCAGGGAAGCGGCGGUCUCAACGGGCCUGGUCUCAGCGACAUGCAGAGUUCGAUUCAUCAUCUGAAAAUUAAACAAGAGCCAUUUCAGUUUUCGUCGACGGCGAGUCUUCCACACAUGCAUCAAGUAAGCAGUUUCGUAUCGGAGCCCCUGUCGAGUCCCUGCAUGAGUUCGCUGACGAAGGACCUGAACGCGUCGAUCGGUGGCUCGCCCCUGGACUCCUCCAUAGUCGGGAGCACGAGCCUCCAAGAUCAGCAUCAGCCGCUGCGCAGCCCGGACUCGGUGGCUUCCUUGGCCAGCAGCAGCACCACGACUCACGGCCUGGUCAGCAGCAACUCUCAGCAGCAGCAUCAGCAGCAACACAGUCGAUCGUUGAAGCGCAAAGGCGAGGCCGGACUAGCUCUCGACGUGGUCGGCAACUCGAGCAGCGACUCGCUCUCCUCGCCGGAAAAGCGAUCCCGCGGCUCGUUGCGCAUGUCGUCGGACGAGGGUCCCAACAGCAGCACCGGCAACAACAACAACAACAACAACACCCCGACGACGUCGAGCAGCUACUCGUCCAAUGCGAUCGCGACGACCACGUCGAGCGGCGGCGCCUCGAGCUUGUCGCCCGGGACCGGGGCCAGCAGCAGCGACGCCAAUCAGCAGCCGAGCUCGGCGGGCCAGGGCAACGACGCCAAGCCGCCUCUGAGCUACGUGGCCCUCAUCACCAUGGCCAUACAGAGCAGCGAGCACAAGCGGCGCACCCUCAGCGAGAUCUACACGUUCAUAACGAGCAACUACCCGUACUACGAGAAGAACAAGAAGGGCUGGCAGAACUCCAUCAGGCACAAUCUCAGCCUCAACGAGUGCUUCGUCAAGGUGCCCCGGGAGGGUGGGGGCGAGCGCAAGGGCAACUACUGGAUGAUUCACCCCGAGGCGAACGACAUGUUCGAGCACGGCAACUGGCGGCGGCGCAAGCGCAUGAAGCGCAACUUCCGCAGCGCCACUUACCCCAAGGAGCUGUACAGCGAGCGAUUCGGCGGCCUGGGCGGUCACCUGGGCGCGAGCACGCGCAACUUCUUCGGCCACUCGCCGCCUGCCUACUCGACCUCGGCCUAUCCCCGCUACGAUACCAGCGCCUGGGGUCUGCAACAACAAUCCUUGUCGAGCUACAGCCACUGCCAGCUUCAGCAGCAGCUACCGAUGCAAUCCAUGCAGAUUCCAGCAAUGGGCGGCUACAGUCAAAUCAGCUCGUCGCUAGCCUUUCAAGGCAAUUAUCUUGAUGUUCCAGGCGGCACGGGCAGCAGCAGCGCGGCGGCGAUGAGCGGCAACGGUUUCGCCGGCGGAUUCUCGGCCUGCUCGAGGCGCCACGACGCCGCUUCGGCGGCAGCGGCAGCGGCUGCGGCGGCCGCCGCGUCCAUGACCGUCACCGAGGCCGUCUCCAGAUGCUCCUACUGGCCCGACAUGGUCAAGGAGGACCCGGCGAAUACGCCCGUCUCGCCCAGCAGCGUCAGCACGGUCGGCGUGUCGUCCAACGUGUACGGCUCGACGCCACCCUCGAGCGUCUCGUCCAUUGGCUACUCGCCCGUCGACUUUCAGACUCGUUCCAAAUGCUUCAUGUGAAAUAUACGCCUCAUAAACCAGACUUAUUCUACAUUUUUACACGCAAAACGAUCGAGUCUCGACCUUUAUUUGCCUUGAGCUCACUUUUUUU